AUGGAGCCCGAUCUGGCGACGUUCCCGGAUGCCCUCCGGGGUAAGCGCAUCCUGCUCUGCACCGAGUCCUUCGGACCCGUUAACGGUGUCUCCCGGACGACGCUGAUGCUCGUCAACCACCUGCGGGCCAACGGCGUUGACGUCGCCGUCGUUGCACCGCACACGGGCGAAAAGACCUUCACACCGGAACCGACCAGCCAAGCCGCGAACCAGGCCAAGCAGAAAAAUGCCGACGUUCGUGUCCACGGCUACCCGCUGCCCUACAACCCGGAGCUUUCCGUUGUGUACCCGGUCCGGGUCUCGACGCUCUACAAACGCACCUUCGGCGCCGCCCCGGACCUCAUUUACCUCGCCUCGCCGGCGUCCCUCGGCUUCCAGGUGAUGCUCCAGAUCCGCCAGCAGCCCCCCGCGCGGCAGACCCCGAUCAUCUGCAACUUCCAGACCGACCUUGCCGCCUAUUGCACGAUCCUCUUCCCCCAGCCCUUCAGCACGCUGGCCGUCGCCGCCCUCGCCACCGUGCAGGGGUUCCUCUUCCGCCACGCGUCCGUCAAGACCAUCUUCUACCCGAGCCGCGCCGUGCGCCGCUACCUCGCCUCCUCGGGCCAGCAGGGCGGCGGCGUGCGCUGCCCCGCCGCCAAGCUCGAGCUGCUGCAGCGGGGCGUCGACACCCAGCUGUUCCACCCGUCGCGCCGCAGCGACGCCCUGCGCGCCCAGGUCGCGCCCGCCGGCGAGAUCGUGCUGAUCUGCGUGUCGCGCCUGGCCGGCGAGAAGGGCUUCGGAUUCCUGGCGGACGCGGCCGCCGCGCUGGACCGGCGCGGCCUGCCGUUCCGCCUGAUGAUCGUGGGCGGGAACCGCAGCGCGGCGGUCGAGGCCGAGAUCAAGGGCUUGUUCGCGCCGCUGGUGCAGCGCGGGAAGGUCGUCUUUGCCGGGUUCCUCGUGGGCGAGAAGCUCGCUGCGGCGUAUGCCUCGGCCGAUAUCUUCCUGCACUGCUCGGUCACGGAGACGUUUGGGCUGGUGGUGCUGGAGUCCAUGGCGAGCGGCGUGCCGGUCGUGGCGCGCGACGAGGGCGGGCCGAGCGACAUCGUGCGGGACGGCGAGAGCGGGUUCCUGACGCCGCCGGCGGAUUUGGACGCGUUUGUGGAUAAGGUGAUGAUGCUGGCCGAGGACGCCGAGCUGCGGAGGCGCUGCGGCGAGAAUGCGCGCCGCCAGGCCGAGGAGGCCACCUGGGAGAGGAUCAACAACAGGGUUGCGUGGCGCAUGGCCGAGAUGAUUGAGCAGAGCCGCAAGGAGAAGGCCGAGUUGCUGGCGCAGCGCAAGGCGAAGGCGCAGGACGACGGGCUGCCGGCGGAAGAACAGAGCUUGCUGCCCAAGGACGCCGUCCGAGACACGGUCAUCGAUGCGCGGCUUGCUGGUGGUAUGGUCGCUAUAUCUGCGACCUGGGUUGCUGUCGGGGCGUAUCUGAUCUUCAUCAAGGUGGGCUUGUGGGUGAAGGCGAGAUUUAGGAGUUGGUUUGCGAGGGAAGCGGCAAGCACUCAGUGA
Thermothielavioides terrestris NRRL 8126 is the source of this 1539-nucleotide messenger RNA. RefSeq names its product glycosyltransferase family 4 protein. NCBI's taxonomy places the organism in Eukaryota, Fungi, Ascomycota, Sordariomycetes, Sordariales, Chaetomiaceae. The record is from RefSeq and is a predicted model, not a curated record. Gene Ontology annotation, molecular function: glycosyltransferase activity. The transcript has a single exon. Bases 1 to 1539 code for a protein of 512 amino acids.